Molecule: messenger RNA, 1635 nt
Organism: Saccoglossus kowalevskii
Lineage: Eukaryota; Metazoa; Hemichordata; Enteropneusta; Harrimaniidae
Product: EF-hand calcium-binding domain-containing protein 5-like
Molecular function (GO): calcium ion binding
Source: RefSeq, a predicted model, not a curated record
AUGCCCUCAUCAAAUAGUAAUAUAGAUAAUAGGGAUUCUUCUAUAGUUAAACAGUUUGGACCAAUAUCAUCUAGUCUUUCUGGUUCGGCUGGGCGAUACAGAACACCAGUAUCCAGGCCAAUAUCUAAUGUACGAUCACCGGGAAGUGCCAAAUCUCCUCAACAACGAACACCCCUUACUGAUAGGCCAGAAAGCGUACGAUCAUUGGCAAGUAGGUCAUCCAUGCCAGAUUAUUUAAAACCCAUUGUCAAAACAGCUUUGAAAAGAUGGAAAAGAUUCCAUGAGCAGCGUGUGAUGGAUCGACUGAAAGAACGUAAGGAAGAGAAAAAACUACGUGUCAUACAAGCCCGCGAAGAAAAAAUGAAACUUGCACGUCGAAUUCCAAUUGAUGUUUUAGCAAGGGAAUGGUUAAAAGACAAUGAAGCCACAGUCGAAGUCAGAGCAUACCUCUUAGAAAAAUUACUUCCCGUACUUAUUAUGGGCGUGGAGAAAUUAUUGGUAGAAGUUGACAAACGAGGACUAUCUGAGGAAGAUGAGCCUGCUGCUAAUUUUAACCCUAUCAAUUACCUAGCGCAGUAUUUAAUGCGAAAUAAUCCAAGAUUGGCCAAGGUAAAAGCAGAGGCAAGACGUCGUAGAGAAGAAAGAGAAAGAGCAAGUAGACUGAAAGCAUUGGAGAAUCAGCGUAGAUCAGCAACACUCAGAGAACAAUAUAAAGAAUGGUUAGUCAAUCAAGAUGGAAGAGUAGAACUACAUCUUGUCCAAGAAGCACUUAAAUCCUUUGCAGAAAUCACAGAGAGUUAUCCAGAAGAGAUCAAGAAAGCUUCUGAAUUCAGUCAUGAACUUGAAUCCUUAGAUGAAACAGGAAAAACUGUCUCCAUUAAAGAGUUUGCAGAUUACAUCAAGCAAUUCAUCACUGAUAUGCCAACAGAAAUUUUCACCGAGUUCCUCAAACAUUUGUCUAAGUGUGCAUCAGCAGUCCGAGCAGCAGCCGACAGUGAAGCUCGUCGUGAAAUCUUGACAAAUCUGUUUGUAUCAUGUGAUCACUCUGGGGUUGGCUUAUUGGAUAGACACAGAGUGUUGAACCUGUUUGAGACUUUCUAUGAUAAUGCUACUUCUUUUAUCAAGAAGUCAAUCAGAAACCCGAGAAAAUGGCCUGUUGUAGAACUAGAUGAAGUCACAGAUGAAACAGACAGUGUCCGAUCAGAAAGUCCCAGAGAUGAAACUAUUUUAGAAAGUGAUAAAGAAGCGAGAACAGCUGCUGAGAAGGAGAAGGAUGAAGAUACUACUGCUGUGGAGAAACCUUCAACACCUACCAAAGAAGCAACUGAGGAGCCAGCUGAGGAUGCUGAAAAAACAGAUGAAGUGAAAACUGGAGAUGAUGACGAGAAGGCUGAGGAAGAAGCUGAGCUUGCCAAAGAAGAUGAUACUACUGAGAAAGUGGAAGAAAAAAACGAAGAAGAAACUGGUGUUAAAGAGGAGGAGACGGCAGUGGUGGAAGGUGAAGGAAACGAUGAUGUCACACCUGCAGCGGAAUCUCCAAAACCAUCUGCAGAUGAAGAAAUCAAAGCAGAAGAUGAGAAAGUAAGUGAAUGGGACGGAGGCCACAGCCGAGGAAAAAGUGGCCACAGAUGUUGA